GAGAAGCAGAUAUUACCAGUGCUGAAGCUGAAUCUGUUAUUUCACAAAUAAGAGCUCCUGGAGGUGCUAAUAUUCUUCCUUCUCUCGUACAAUCCUGCUCCUCAUUGCCAUUCUUCAAGGGUGGAGGGGAUAGGUACGAUAGAUUGCUGUUUUGGAACCGGUUAGGGGACGUAGAGCGGUUCCCGCAUAUCCUUCGCUUUCAGUCAGUGGCGCAUUUGGCUUCUAUCGUAGCGAGUGAUGUAGACGAAAAACGGAGUGACUUUAUGACGGGGGGACUUCUGGUCAACCGUGAUAAACGGAAUUUUUUUGGAGGAGUAGUAAGUUGGUCUAGGUAGUGCAUGUGCAUCUUCGUGAUAGUACAAUAGAAGAAGAACAGUAGAUGCUGUAUGUGUGUCUCGAACAUGGAGAAAUCCCGUGUAGUGCCUCCUUCAUCAUGAUGUGUUGUAACUAAGUACUUAACCGCCUUAGUGAUCAUGGCUUAUUGGCUCUCUAUAAUCAUCUCUAAGACACGGCGUCACCACACCUCGCAG
Amoebophrya sp. A25 is the source of this 530-nucleotide messenger RNA. NCBI's taxonomy places the organism in Eukaryota, Dinophyceae, Syndiniales, Amoebophryaceae. The record is from the annotation of a GenBank genome assembly.